Molecule: messenger RNA, 387 nt
Organism: Phytophthora infestans T30-4
Lineage: Eukaryota; Oomycota; Peronosporomycetes; Peronosporales; Peronosporaceae
Exons: 4
Coding region: 1-387 (128 amino acids)
Source: RefSeq, a predicted model, not a curated record
AUGCUCGACACUAAGCGAAAGAGCAUCAAUAUGUGGGUCAAGAAGAAACGCAAGCUUGUCGCUAUAUAUGAGACGGUGACAGGGGCAUCGAGUCGUGGGAUCCAGCAGCUUGGACUGGGCACCUCAUUGAGCGCGGACGACAUUGAUGUGGUCUACAACGCCGACCAAACGUCAGUCUUCUUCGAGUAUAUCCCGACGUCUACUAUUCAGAAGAAGGGCAUCCAUUGGACUAAAGAUGCUGUCGAGUGCGCGAAGGAUCUGGACAUGGUACUCAUGAAGGUCCCGCCAGGGCGUGCAUGGGUAGACGACCUGCAGAGGCAGCUGGACGAAGCGAACGGUCGUGCUUUUAAGCUUACACCUCCCGACCACAAGAAAGUGAUUGGGUAA